Messenger RNA from Rhineura floridana, 1049 nucleotides. RefSeq names its product ALK and LTK ligand 2 (gene ALKAL2). The coding region runs from base 384 to 851 and encodes 155 amino acids. The record is from RefSeq and is a predicted model, not a curated record. The transcript is spliced from 6 exons. Gene Ontology annotation, biological process: positive regulation of ERK1 and ERK2 cascade; positive regulation of ERK5 cascade. Gene Ontology annotation, molecular function: receptor signaling protein tyrosine kinase activator activity; receptor tyrosine kinase binding. NCBI's taxonomy places the organism in Eukaryota, Metazoa, Chordata, Lepidosauria, Squamata, Rhineuridae.
AAGCAGCAAGCGAGAGAAGCGCUGGCGGGGUUACCAAGCGGGACUUGGAGAGCCGGUUGUCCACCCACUUGCACGUCGAUACUAUCUGGCGGCGGCGGCCUCAUGGACACCUUAUAACCCUAUAUAAAGGGUGGCCAUGGAGUAGGUGGGGGAGACCAGACGGCGUGAGCGCCCAGGAAAGGAGAGAGCACGGGAGAAACGAGCCGGGGCAGCAGCCGUGCAAAGCAAGGCUCCUCAUCUCACCACCGCUGCGGCCAGCAUAUCUCCAACGAGGAGAAGGGAUUCCGCCCGUGCAAAGGGGGACUGAAGCAACUGGAGGCAGGGAGUAAACUAGGAAGGUGGCUCCAUUUUCCUCCGUCCACUCGUUUAUCCUCCGAAGUGCAAUGUGCUGCAGACUCAUAAGGUCUCCCGCGCUGGUGGGGUUGGUGCUGGUGAUGCUUUCGGCGGGACAUUGCAAAGAGAGAUCCAAAUCCAGCGCAGGGCUGAAGGAAAGGCAAAACCUCUUAAACUUGAUCAUGGAGAUCAUUCAGGAACUGAGAAAGUACCACCUGGAGGACGACGAGGAGAACGGAGUUCAGUACAAGCAAGACUUUCUUUUGGACCGAAGGGAAGUACCCGAUUAUGGAACGUACUCAGAAGAACAGAGAGUUGAAAUAGUUCCUAGAGAUCUGAGAAUGAAAGACAAGUUUUUAAACCACUUAACAGGUCAUCUUUAUUUUGGUCCAAAAUGCACUAAACACUUUCAUAGACUCUACCACCAUACAAGAGACUGCACCAUCCCUGCAUACUAUAAAAGAUGUGCCAGGCUUCUUACUCGGUUGGCAGUAAGUCCAAUGUGCAUGGAAGGAUAAGAUGCUACUACUAUCAAGAGAAAAAACUGUAAUCAAGAACCAAGAGAAGUGCCUUGGAAACCAACAGGGAAAUUGAACUUACCAUCUUUGUAACAUAUUCCAUUAUGAACAAGAGAUUUAUUUUUGCAAAUUGAUACGGGACUACUUCCCAUAAAUCUUUAAAACAUGUGUUUUCUAUACUGUCCCACUAUUUACAAA